Messenger RNA from Eurytemora carolleeae, 1234 nucleotides. Its product is annotated as probable caffeoyl-CoA O-methyltransferase 1. The transcript has 10 exons. The record is from RefSeq and is a predicted model, not a curated record. The coding region runs from base 475 to 1188 and encodes 237 amino acids. Gene Ontology annotation, molecular function: O-methyltransferase activity; S-adenosylmethionine-dependent methyltransferase activity. Lineage: Eukaryota; Metazoa; Arthropoda; Copepoda; Calanoida; Temoridae.
CCGGGGACUGAAUUCAAUGAAUUGGAGAGAUCGUUGAACUACCUACUGCCGGUUCAAGUCCAGAAUCCCGGGGACGAAAUUUUAUGAAUUGGAGAUAUCGUUGAACUACAUACUGCCGGUUCAAGUCCAGAAUCCUCAUGAAUUUUUAACUGUUGAAGUUUUCUAUUCUAAAAUUAUUUUGAUAUUUACUUUCAGAAAUAUUUUUUUUCUUUCUCCCAAAACUGUAAAAGUUCGUAUAUUCUGUGUUUUCAAAAAGGAGAAUAGCUUUCAUAUCUUAUCUCGUAUAUUAUAUUAAUAUCUUGUAUCCUGAUAUAUGACAAUGUCCGGUGUCUGGCGUUAUAAAAUUUAUUUAUAUUUGAUUUAUAUUCUAAGAAAUCAUGUGGAGUGUGCACUGUAAAGAACAGAUGAUUACAUGUGUUCAAAUUUGCAUUAUUUCUGAUAUCUUUACAGUUUGUCAUUCAACAAAGGACAUCCAUGAAUGUUUUUUCAGAUAAUUAUCUUAAUUUAACAAUGACUGGGCUUGCUGUUGUCAAUAAGAGUUAUGCUGCAUCUGAUCCGGUUAAAACCUAUUGUCUGGAACAUUCUACUAAACUCCAUCCAGUUCAGCUAAAACUUCAAGAACAGACACUUAAACUGGAACAGGGAAGAAUGCUUGGAGCCCCAGAAGUGAUUUCCCUGAAUGCAAUCUUCAUCAGAUCAAUGAGAGCAAAAAAGGUUCUUGAUAUCGGAGUGUUUACCGGAGCCAGCAGCCUAGCCGCAGCACUAGCUCUUCCAGAGGACGGGAAGGUGCUAGCCUGUGAUAUAAAUGACACCUGGACCAAAAUGGCGCAGGAGUAUUGGGUAGAGGCUGGGGUUCAACAUAAGAUUGAAUUAGUUCUAGCUCCUGCUACGGAAACCUUGGAGAAAACAUUAGACAACGGAGAGAAAGGAUCAUUUGAUUUCGCUUUCAUAGAUGCAGACAAACCUAAUUACGAGAAGUACUUUGAACUCUGUUUAGAGCUGCUUAGAACAGGAGGAAUGAUGGCUUUUGAUAACACUUUAUGGAGUGGAGAUGUUCUAGAUGAAAGUAAAACGGAUUUAAAUACUUCUGCACUCAGAGAGUUGAACAAAAAGCUGAGUUCUGAUCCACGUGUUACAGCUGUUCUCUUGAAUGUGGGAGAUGGACUCACUCUGGUUACUAAGUUAUAAUUUGUUUUAACAAAUAAUUUUGAUUAAUAGUAAACAUGUGUGCAUU